UUCCCACGGGCCGAAAUUUGAGGGAGUUUAUAAAUCCUAUUAAGGGUUUGAACUCCAACCUGGGGUCAUUGGAAGCCGUUGAAGAUUUUGUUUUUAAAGGACCUUCUAGUCUCAGUGUAAAAAUGGAUCUGGAGUGGCAAGACUAUAGGCUGCUAUAAUUUAGCCAGUCAUGGUAGGAAUGGGAACAGCAAGAUGGCACAGGCUGUUGUGGCAGCCUGGUGUUGGCCCCCACUGCAAACUCAUGUUUUACCAGCUUUGAUGGCUAUCAAGGUGGACUGAGGCACCUGUGAGGAUCAGUGCCCCCUCACAGGAGCCCAACUGAGGAAAGGAGCAGAUCACCCAUGAACUGGCAUAGGCAGAACCCCCCACCACCAUGGCCCACCAUGACUCCAGCAGUCUUUGGACGAUGGGGAGCCAGAUCAACAAGGCCACCUACCUCUAGCCAUUCUGGCAUUGGCCAGAGGACCAGGUUGGAGAGCACUAGGCUGGACUCAUUCCUGGACUCCUGUGGCCAUCUCUGCUCUGUCUGAGCCUUAGUCCAUGGCUGCAUCGGGAUUGAAGUGGCUGGUGGUGGCCAGUGCUGCCCUGCUACACCUCCACGCUCGGAGAGGGGCACUGACCUCUGACUGGCAGCUGUGCUUCUAUGUGGGCUUCCCAGUGUCUGGAAAGUCAGCCUCACAAGUGCUUCAUUCCAAGUAAUGAAAAGAGACUGCUUCUGGCCAUGAAGUAGCUUGCAGUAGACCACUGCCUGCUGAGGACUCAAAGAACUGGCCAUAAUUCAGAAGGCAUCAGCUUGAAGAUCUGCAGAAUCGCUCCAGCAGCCACGACUCAGAGGGGAGCUCAAGAAGGAUUGAACCCACAAUUCUUUGGUGCAUGGAACAAUGCUCCAACCAACUGAGCCACACUGGCCAGACCUGAGAAGAUGUCUUUGAUGCCAAGAAUGCUUGUGAUCACCUGUCGGGAUUCAGUUUGUAAGAACCUCGUGGUUUUGUACUGUCAUGCCAAAAGAGCAUUUCAGAAGAUGGACACAGGAGAAACAGAUGAAGCUUCUCAAGGAGAAAUAUGGCAUCAACAUAGAUCCAUCAAAGACCAGCUGGCCUGAUCUGUGGCACUUUUGUGACUUAGACCUUGGUCCCUACUGACUGCUGCCCUCAAGCUACCCUUGCUCCUAGACCUGUCGCCCCCCUGCAGCCCUGCACCCACCUUCGUACAGCAAGACCCUUCCAACCCAGGGAGGAACCCGGCUCUCCCCACAUGGGGCAGAGCCCCCUUGGAUGGGGCGGUGGGCUGCAUCAUGGCACCCCAUGUCCUAAUUCCUGGAACCUGUGAACCUGAAACCUGGAAUCUGAAACUUAAUAGCAAAAAAAGGACUUUGCAGAUGUGAUUAAGGAUCUUGAGAUGGGGAGACGGUCCUGGAUUAUCUGGGAGAACCUUAAAUCCAAUCACCUAUAUCUUUAUGAGAGGGGGCAGAGGGAGAAUUGACACACAGAGGGCAGCAUGAAGAUGGAGGCAGAGACUGAAGCGAUGUAGCCACAAGCCAGAAACCCCAGGAGUCCCAGGAGCUGAAGAGGCAGGAAGGACCCUCCAUAGAGCCUCUGGAGAGAGUGUGGCCUCGCACCACCUUGAUUUCAGCUCAGUGAAAUGGAUUUUGGACUCUGCCCUCUAAAACUGUUAGAGAAUAAAUUUAUUGUUUUAAGCCACCAAGUUUGUGGUGACUUAUUACAGCAGCCACAAGAAAUGAAUACAAAUGGGAAAGUCAAGGAUUCCAGAAAGAAAUGACAGGACCCAAGGCCUAUCAUGAAACCUCAUAGUUGCUGCCUGACAGUGUCCUUGUGACUCGGGUCACCUGUGCCUGGAACCCACAGGCUGUCUUCCUGCCUCAGAAUGUUCUCUACUGCCUUGCUGGCCUGGCACCCAAGACCUACAGCUCCCAGUGCUGCAUCGCACAUGUACCCCAUAGAGCCCCAGCUUCUAGCCAAGGUACCUGCACCCUUCACAGCUAAUAGAUUAAGAAGCAGUGGUUGGGAUUGCUAAGAGAUCUGCUAUGCUCCUGGGCCACAGAGUAGUCACUAUGGACUCCAUUUGCAACAUUCAGUGUGGAACCUUGACCACUGGCUCCAAGGUCAUCUCAAGUCCUGCAAACCGGAGCAGAGCCAGGACCCCACCUCUCCAGAGCACACCUGCUCCCCGUCCCUGGGAGAGCAGCAUGUGUGAAGGACACACGAGCUUUUGGCCCAAUUAUUAGACUUUUUAAAACGAAGUGCAAAUAUCAUGUGCUCUUUUUACAGCACCAGGAACCUGUGCCUGUUAAAACAAACACAUGCCAACCACUCACCUGUGUGGGAAAGCCACACAGGCAGCACCACUGUUCUGCGUCCUUCAGGUGAUGCCCCUGGAAAGGUCACAGCCACCUAAACCUUUAAAAUCCCAGGGGAGACGAGCAUUCUAUUUGGGGAUUCAGCGCUGUAGCAGUUCUGCAUGGGCCUCUCAGCUCUGUUUCUUAAUAGACUUCCCUUUGCAAAUUAUUUUUCUUAAAGCAACAAAAGGAGAAAAUUGGUAUCAAAGAGUAUCAAUUCCUGGUUCUUGGCAGAAUUCCCAUCAUCUUUGGUGGAAGUCACGUUUCAGAAUGAAGGGUGCCAGGCUGAUGGGGGUGCUGCUCACCCUGGUGGGUGUGCUGCACGUGGCCCUGCCCCUGAGAAUAGCAGCCUUCAACAUCCAGACUUUUGGGGAGACCAAGAUGUCCAAUGCCACCCUCUCCAACUACAUUGUGCAGAUCCUGAGUCGCUAUGACAUUGCCCUGGUCCAAGAAGUCAGAGACAGCCACCUGACAGCCGUGGGGAAGCUGCUGGACAAACUCAAUCAGGAUGACCCCAACACCUAUCAGUACAUAGUCAGUGAGCCACUGGGCCGCAGCAGCUAUAAGGAGCGCUACCUCUUCGUGUUCAGGCCUGACCAGGUGUCAGUGUUGGACAGCUACCAGUAUGACGAUGGCUGCGAGCCUUGUGGGAACGAUACCUUCAGCCGAGAGCCAGCUGUUGUCAAGUUCUCUUCCCCAUUCACCCAGGUCAAGGAGUUUGCCAUCAUCCCCCUGCAUGCGGCCCCAUUGGAUGCAGUGUCUGAGAUUGACUCUCUCUAUGAUGUCUACUUGGAUGUCCGGCAGAAGUGGGAUAUAGAGGACAUCAUGUUGAUGGGUGAUUUCAACGCUGGCUGCAGCUAUGUGACCCCCUCCCACUGGUCAUCCAUCCGCCUGCGCACAACCCCCACCUUCCAGUGGCUGAUUCCUGACACUAGUGACACCACGGUUACAUCCACACACUGUGCCUAUGACAGGAUUGUGGUUGCCGGAGCUCUGCUCCAACAUGCCAUCGUUCCCGACUCAGCUGGUCCCUUUGACUUCCAGGCCGCAUAUGGACUGAGCAACCAGACUGCCCAAGCCAUCAGUGACCAUUACCCGGUGGAGGUGACGCUGAAGAGAGCCUGACAAGAGCAGGUCCCAAGGCCCUGGCUGGAGACCUCUAGCUUCUGUAGUUUGCCUGUGGCUGUUCCUGGGGACCUGCACAAAGAACUGAAGAUGGCGGCUGGUCCUGUUGUCACAUUCAGGUUCUGGGGAUGGGGUUUAGGAAACCAGUGUGAGUCCCCUGAGCACAGGGCCAGCACCCCCGCUCUGCGCCCCCACCCUCCCCUUCCUACAGUCCCUCUGACCAGCUUGAGGAAGGGGAUGGAAAGUAGGCU
This is a messenger RNA of Miniopterus natalensis, 3732 nucleotides long. The record is from RefSeq and is a predicted model, not a curated record. Lineage: Eukaryota; Metazoa; Chordata; Mammalia; Chiroptera; Miniopteridae.